AUGGCUGCUCUUCGUGACUGGAAAUCAGGGGAAAAUUCCCCCCUGAAAUUCGAAGGGAACAUGUUCAACUGCACAUAUGCAAGUAACAUUGAAUGGAUGGCAGCUGCACAACAACGAAAUCCCGCCAACUACCAUAAACUCAUGCACAAGUUGUAUGAGCUUGUAAUGGUACCAGAUGAUUUAGAGCAAGGCAAGCUAGUAAAUACCAUGGCUAGAAGCAUGAUUGAUGAGAUUGACUUCUGA
Molecule: messenger RNA, 243 nt
Organism: Marasmius oreades (fairy-ring Marasmius)
Lineage: Eukaryota; Fungi; Basidiomycota; Agaricomycetes; Agaricales; Marasmiaceae
Exons: 2
Coding region: 1-243 (80 amino acids)
Source: RefSeq, a predicted model, not a curated record